Molecule: messenger RNA, 2428 nt
Organism: Solenopsis invicta (red fire ant)
Lineage: Eukaryota; Metazoa; Arthropoda; Insecta; Hymenoptera; Formicidae
Gene: TrpRS-m
Exons: 10
Coding region: 121-2373 (750 amino acids)
Biological process (GO): mitochondrial tryptophanyl-tRNA aminoacylation
Cellular component (GO): mitochondrial matrix; mitochondrion
Molecular function (GO): tryptophan-tRNA ligase activity; protein binding; ATP binding
Source: RefSeq, a predicted model, not a curated record
GAUAAUUAUAACAAGUGAAUGACAAUCGGGUUUUGCUUUGUAAACAAAAGAAAAGAAAAUUAAUUCGAUUACCGUAAAUACAAUUUUUUAAUAUACUCGAUAAGAACCAAAAGAGAAAAAAUGUUAAAACCAGAAUCUCACGAUAGUGCUACAAAAGUUGUGGAAGCACAAGUGAUUGCCGCAAUGCGAAAGCAAGGAUAUAAUUUGAACGCCGUGAAUUAUUAUGAUGAGAAUCUGUUGCACAUAAGUGCGGCAAACGGCUGUCUUGAGAUUGUGAAGGAAAUUCUGGACCAGAAGGAGGAGAAUCGCCGUGUCCUAGAUAGGAAGAACAAAUUUGGCUGGACCCCGCUAAUGCAAGCAAUUCGUAAUGGAAAUAUCGAUACUGUGAAGUUGCUCUUAGAAAGAAACGCCGAUGUUAAUCAAAUGACUUAUCUUGGUAUGUCUACCCUUGGAUUAGCCGCUGCGAUCAGUAAGGAGAUGUUUGAAACUGUUUACAACGCCUGUCCGGACGCAUUGGCAAACACAGUUAACGACGAUAUUACUCCGCUAUGUGUGGCUGCUAUGAAAAACGACAAGGAGUUAUUCCUAAGACUAUUGGAACUAGGCGUGCCGUCCUCGACUGCCAAUGGAUACACUCGCUUGAUGAUGAAACGUUCCACGGUACCGGAAAUAGCUACUUUGGUGAACGAAGAACUGGCCACGGAUGACUAUUGGAAUGAUACAUCGGAUAACAUUGAAGUGGUCGGCAGUACGGCGGAGGAUCAUUCUACUUUAAAUGAUGACAAGAGUAAAGGAAAAAAACUGAAACUGAACUUUUUAUCUGUAGCCACGGAAUCCGACAAACAAGCCAAAAUAUCACCAAACUUAACGUACAACAUGUUCGUGUUUCCAACAAUUCCUAAUUUUAAGAACAGUCUUACAGAGAAAUCGAACAUACUUACGCAAGAUGAAGAAAUAAACGAAAAGACAUCGGAAAAUAAUUUGGAAAAGUGUUCUGUGAUGAACGAGAAUCAGUCAGACGAGAAUCAUGCUGUUGUACUUCAAAGAUUACGAUCAACACGACCUACGGAUAUCAAUAUGAAUAAUCUUUCACACAAUUUUAACUGUACUCUCGGGUUUACGCCCGAGUUCAGUCCUGUCAAAUCGCCCCAUGUAUCUUCGGAUAUUAACGAGGAAAACGUGUUUGGUGAAAACACUCCGACACCACCGCGUUGCAAAACGCCUCCAAAGGGAAUGCUUCUGAACUGGCCGCAGACGGAAAUGAUAAUGGUACUGAAACGCUUUGGACUGAGCCGACACAUUCCUAUAUUUCUUGAACAGGAAGCAGUACAGCCUAAAUAUCCAAAGAGGAUAUUUUCCGGGAUUCAGCCUACGGGAAGCGUACAUUUAGGGAAUUAUUUUGGUGCCAUCCGGAGAUGGGUAGAGUUACAGAACUCCGGCGAGGCGGUUCUGUGCAGCAUAGUGGAUUUGCAUUCCAUUACCUUACCACAAAAUCCCCAAAGAUUGAGAGAGAAUAUUUUAUUAAUGACUGCGACACUGAUAGCAUGUGGGAUAGACGUCAAGAGGAGUAUCUUAUUCCAACAGUCCAAGGUACCAAUGCAUACUGAACUGUGUUGGGUCUUGUGCAGUAUCACAACCAUGGCAAGGCUGGCGCAUCUACCACAAUUCAAGGAAAAAAGUGAAUCCUUGAAGAAUGUUCCUUUAGGCUUGUAUAUCUAUCCUGUUCUGCAGGCAGCUGAUAUAUUAUUGUACAAAGCAACACAUGUUCCGGUUGGGCAAGAUCAAGCUCAACAUAUUCAAUUGGCGCAAGAUUUAGCACAGAUAUUUAACAGACAAUUCGGAAAAACAUUUCCAAUACCACAUACCCUUAUUAGUGAUAAUCCAAGUCAGAGAAUCAAGUCUCUACGUGAACCUAUGAAAAAAAUGUCAAAGUCACACACAAAUGCUAAGUCCAGGUUAGAUAUCUUGGAUGAGCCAGAUAUACUAUUGGAGAAAGUGAAAAAAGCUAUAACUGACUUUACAUCCGAAGUGACUUAUGAACCGGAAAGACGACCAGGAGUGACCAACUUGAUUGAUAUACAUUCUCUACUCACUGGAAAGACGCCAGAGGAAAUAUGUAAGGAAGCUGUAGGUUUGAAUACAGGACAGUAUAAAUUGGUAUUAGCGGAUGUAAUAAUAGAAAAAUUAUCUCCAAUUCGCAAGGAUGUAUUGAGAUUAAUUAGAGAACCCGCUUAUCUGGACGAGAUUUUAAAAGAAGGUGCAGAAAGAGCUACAGAGCUCGCGACGGACUGUUGGACAGAAGUUACAGAAAAAGUUUUUGGUAAUGAUAUGCAGGAUGUGAAAAAUAUAACGAAUACUGCAAAAGUUAUGUAGAAGAAUUAUUUAUUACUAAAUGAUAUUUGUAUAGAAUAUAAUUUUAUAUACAUUA